AUGGAGGCUCCACGCUCGGCUGAGACCCACACAGAUGGGACCCCAGUAGAGGCUAUCCGGACGGUCUCCCUCGGGGCUCAGAACAACAAUGCAGCCGUACCCGAUGAUUACCUCGAUCUACCUGUCCGCGAGGUCACCGAUGAUGCGGAUUUACGCGAAUACAUCACUGAGACGCAGACGGGUGAAAUCAUCAGGCCGAUCAAGUCCAAUGUGACUGGUAAAUUCGAGGAUUGGAAGAUGGUGACCUUCACCAUCGACGAUCCUGAUAAUCCCAAGAACUGGUCCAAGGCUUACAAGUGGUAUUGCACGAUGGUUGUCGCAUUCACCUGCUUCGUCGUCGCCUUUUGCAGUAGUGUCAUUACAGCCGAUAUUGAGGGACCCAUGGAGUCCUUCCAUGUCAGCCGUGAAGUUAGCUUGCUUAUUGUCACGGUUUUCGUUAUUGGAUUUGGUGUUGGACCCAUGGUCUUUGCUCCGAUGUCAGAGAUCUUCGGACGUCGACCCGUCUACGCUCUGACCCUGGCACUCGCAGUUAUUUUCGUCAUUCCAUGUGCUGUUUCUAAGAACAUUGGAACUCUCAUUGUCUGCCGUUUGAUCGACGGAAUCGCUUUCAGUGCCCCCAUGACCCUUGUCGGUGGAACUUUGGCCGAUUUGUGGAGGAGCGAGGAGCGUGGUGUUCCCAUGGCUGCUUUCAGCGCUGCUCCCUUCCUUGGUCCGGCCAUCGGUCCACUUGCUGGUGGAUUUUUGGCCGACAAUGCUGGCUGGCGCUGGCUUUACUGGCUUCAGCUUAUCCUGGCCUUCGUUGCCUGGGUCAUGAUCAGUUUCACCGUUCCUGAGACAUUCGCACCAAUUAUUCUAAAGAGACGUGCAGCGAAACUCCGCAAGACCGAGGACGACCCUAAAUAUACCACCGAAACCGAGCUUGAUGCUCGUCCAUUGGCUGAGGAGUUGCGCGUCUUCAUUCUUCGCCCCUUCCAGCUUCUGUUCCUUGAACCCAUCGUCUUGUUCAUUUCUCUCUACAUGUCUGUCAUUUAUGGCUUGCUAUACAUGUUCUUCGUUGCCUACCCCAUUGUUUACCAGGGCGGCAAAGGAUGGAGCGCGUCUAAUACCGGUCUCAUGUUCAUUCCUCUGGCCAUCGGUGUGGUCAUGAGCGCAGCUUGCGCUCCUUUUGUCAACAAGCACUACCUCAAAAUGUCUGCGGCAUGCGGUGGUAAGCCUCCCGCCGAAAAACGUCUGAUUCCCAUGAUGUGUGCUUGCUGGUGUGUGCCUUCUGGUCUUUUCGUCUUCGCCUGGACCUCCUACCCCCACAUUCACUGGAUGGGACCGGCUAUGGGAGGCUUCCUUAUUGGAUUCGGUAUUAUCCUGCUGUACAACUCCGCCAACAACUACCUUGUUGACACCUACCAGCACCAAGCCGCAUCCGCUCUCGCAGCCAAGACCUUCAUCCGUUCCAUCUGGGGUGCCUCCACCGUGCUCUUCACAGAGCAAAUGUACGAGCGUCUGGGCGACGAAUGGGCCAGUUCGCUUCUUGCAUUCAUCGGCCUGGCUUGCUGCGCCAUUCCCUAUGUCUUCUACUUCAAGGGAGAGGCCAUUCGUCGUCUGUCGAGGUUCGCUUACCAUGAGGACGAGGAGAAGGCUGUCAAGGCAUAG
Molecule: messenger RNA, 1647 nt
Organism: Penicillium roqueforti
Lineage: Eukaryota; Fungi; Ascomycota; Eurotiomycetes; Eurotiales; Aspergillaceae
Product: MFS transporter
Exons: 4
Coding region: 1-1647 (548 amino acids)
Biological process (GO): transmembrane transport
Molecular function (GO): transmembrane transporter activity
Source: RefSeq, a predicted model, not a curated record